Molecule: messenger RNA, 4317 nt
Organism: Leishmania major strain Friedlin
Lineage: Eukaryota; Euglenozoa; Kinetoplastea; Trypanosomatida; Trypanosomatidae
Exons: 1
Coding region: 1-4317 (1438 amino acids)
Source: RefSeq, a predicted model, not a curated record
AUGCUACACCUCUCUCACCCCUUCCUCUCGCCUGUCCUUCUCUCGCUCUGUACAGGACGGCUACUCAGCGCUGUACACCACGUCGCACAGCACCAUCCACGUGCCUACAUCGCGCGGACGGAUCGACUAGAUUCUGUUCGCGCCAUGUCGCCCGAAGACUACGAAGAGAGUGGCGUCGCCUCUGAUCGUGAGCGCGAUGCGAGCGAUGAUUUCGAGGGGGACGACGAGGAAUCCGCGUCCGACUCCGCGGAGGAGCUGAAGACGCGUUCCUUACACCCCUCCGACAAGGAAGUGGUGGAAGAGGACGAAGAGGAGGACUACGACGCCCUCGACGACGCACCCACGCCAAAACCGCUCCCGAAGACGAUCAGCCUAAUGCUGCCUCGGAAAGCGUCAGCGGGGGCGGUGUGUGAACCGACGCGCGUGCACGUGUGCCUGACACGUGGCAUGAUUGGUCGACCUCUGGAACGCGGUGCACAUACCAAGCGCAGCGACAGCAAUGGGGAAGACGAGAAGGGCGCUGUCUCGCCACUCACUCCGCGGGCGGCGGCAGCAGGGAGAGGUGGCGCCGACGAUGCCGACGAUGCCGACGAUGAAGCAGAAGAUGAAGUGAGCAGUGCCGCGGCGACAUUGCAAGGCUGCUGCGCAGACCAUCACCACUACGAGACCGACUACGCGGCGCCCCUGGCGGCACUGCGGCGUCGCCUCAUCCUUCGGCACCUUCAUUCUGACCAAAAAUCCCUGCAGCGCUUCCUGUUGUCCGAACGUGCACGCGACAAGCGGGCGCUUCAGUCACCCCACGGCGACGCAGCAGAUGGGGAAGGGGAAGGGAGCGACGGCAGUGGGGAGGCAGAAGAAGACAACAGCACCCACCCACUCGAAACGGUGGUGUGGCCGUGGACGGCCGUGCAGAAACCUCCGCCGUACUGGCUUCCAGCUCUUCUAUCCAACGACAUUCACGCAUUUCAGCGCGUUCUUCAAAUCAUGUACGGCUGGAUCAUUGCCCCAGACCCGCACCCAUCCGACCAGCUGCAGCUCGACGCGGCUGGGCAACUUUGCACCGCCACACCAGAUACCAAGGCAGCAAGGGAUGACGAGGACGCCGAGGAUUCCGAGAAGGCAGACUUUUCCCUCGCCUCCGACGCCUUUGCUAGCGCGGGCAGUGAGGAGAAGAGCACCGACAGCGCGAAUCGGGAAAGUCCGGCACCCGCACGGUGCACGUCGAAGAGCUUGCUCGGCGCCUUCAACGAGUGUGAGGCCGACGAAGAGCAGCGCCACUCGGACAAGGAGUCGCCGAACCAGCAGCCCGACCUGGCAUCGCAGGAUAGCUCCAGCUGCUCACGCGCGAUGCAGAGCAUUACCACAGCCCCACCACCUGUCGCCGCACUACCGUAUUUCCCGUUCGCCGAGUACGAGUUUUACAUCGUGUUCGACGAGGCUAGUGAGGAGUGGCACCUUCUGGACACGCACCCGCUCUUCGUGAUGGAGGCCUGUCGGCGCCGACGAGCAGAGCAGAUGAGCCACGAAGGGGGCCAGCCGGAGGCCGAGACGGGGGACGGCACUGGCCUCGGCAGUGACGAGGAGACCGCGAGCGAGGCAGAGAGCGAAGAAGAAGAGGGCGAGGAAAAAGUGAAGGACAGCUGUCAUGUCCCACGGUACGCACUGGACACCAUAGUCCCCGUUAGCCCCGUCAUUCUGGCAGCGCUCUUCUCCCCUGCUGCGUUGCGGUAUUGUCUCCUGCAGCCUCUUCAGGCAGAGCCGCGCAAUGAGGACGACUCUGAUGAGGCAGAGGACCACGACGUGGACAACAACGCGGCCGCUGCAGCGUCUCUGCGAAGUGUCUCCCCUCACGCUGUGCUGCGAACCUUUGACCACGCCUGGCUGUCUGUGGACAUGACAGUUGCUCUCCCCAUUUUGGCGACCAUCUGCCGCGCCCGGCAACGUGUCCUGCAGCAGGAUGCACUUCGAAUUCCCUACGCACUCGGCAAUUUGUGGAUCGAUGUGAACCCCCUCUACGCGCUGCCCGCCUUCGCCGACGUCGUCAAUGCUGCCGGGGUCGAUGAGGUGCGUCUCUGGAGAGCGCCGCCGGGGCAGCACCCGGAAGACGACGAUGACGGGGACAGCGAUAGUGGCAAGGUUUCGGUAUCCGGAAGCGCGAUGAGGGCGGCAGAGCUGUGCUCCCCACACCGGUGGGGCACCGCACUGGACAGCAUCGCUGACCCUGGCCACUACGGCCGCCUGGUGUUGAACGCUCUGUUAGAUGCCGGCCUGCUCCCUACGCGGCCAGUAGAGCUGGCGAUCUUCCAUCACCUCAGUCUCUUGCGCCUGGCGCUGUGGUGGUGGAUGCGGUUGCCCCCGAAGCUGAUUCAGAAGUGGGGUGUCGCCGCAGCAGCCGACGGGCACGUCGCGGAUGACAGUGCCGACAACAAUGCCGGCUCGGCGGAAAUGUCCGACGAGGAGGCAGAGGACGAGGGCGUCACCGAUGAGGAGCUGAACGAGAUGACGGUCAACGAUGUCACCGAGCUCCUCCUGCAGCGCGUCGAGAACAUGAACGACCGCGACGCCCGUUCGCGGAGGCUCCGCUUGCGCAAGUGGCACCCAACGGUGGUGUUUGCGCCGCUUCUUCAGCGUGUGCUGCUGGAACUGCAGAGGCGCCUCGAUCGCAUGAGCGCCGUGGACGCGCGCCGCGUGCCACUAGCCCCGUCGCAGUACACACUUCAGGAGAGCGUGGCGCGGACCUACGUCGCAGAGCAACUUGAGAGCGGGCAUCUUCACCAGGACCCUCUCGUGACCGCUGCUUUUGUCGGUCUCGCCGGUCGCACCCCUGCCGCUGCUCGCGAAGCGUCGACUGCGCCUGUGGCAGUGGGAUCCGCACACGCUGCCGCCGUACGUCAUCAGCGGCUGUAUCAGAGCGACCUCGUCCUGCUCCUGUUGGCCCUCACGACGACACCAGCACCUCUGCCCUCGCUUACCGCGACGAUCCUCGACUUCGACGACCGAUUCACCUCUGUUGUUGAGGAGAACGCCUGCGCGGCAGGAGAAGAGAAUGUGAAAGAAGCACCGAGCGACGACGUCGACGCCCACACCGCACUCUUCUCGCACCUGCUAGAGGUGAAGUCGAUGCGGUUUGUGCGGCGCCCGCAAGACCGCACCCGCGCCGGGACCACCAAACUGCUUCUGCUCUGCGCUGUUGACUUCUGCCGUGGUGCGACGCGGCAGCGUGUCUUUGCACACGUACCGCCGUUUGAGCUGUUCGGGAGCACCGGAUAUUGCCCUCUGUCUGAUCUAGUCCAGGCGUGGUCGUGCAACUGCAGGACCGACCGCAACGGCAACCGCGCCAAGAAAGUGGCCACGGUGCAGCUGUUUGCUUAUUAUACGUGGAAUGAGAUUCGGUGGCGCCUGCGCAAGGGUCAGUACAGCGAAGCUGCGGUUGUGAAGAUGCGUGCGCAGCUGCCAGAGCUUUUCGAGCUGAUCGACUCUCACAGCAGCACCUACGACGCCAUCCUCGCCCGCCUCGACGCGGAAGCAGCAGCGGACAGCAAAGCCGACGGCGGCGGCGGUGACGGGUCGACGAGCGCGUUGGGAACGGAAAGCCGCACCCCGUCCGCUGGUGCCUCGCUGCGUGCCUCUGGCAAGACAAACUAUGAUGCUGCAUCCUCGCCGGCGGCCGCCGCACAGCCCCAAAGGCAUCCCUUAAUCAGCACUGAAGUGCUCCACGCCAUCCGGGCGGAGGAGCGUGGGGAGGCCGACCUCUCCCCCACCUCGGACUCACUGCCUCUCACGCUGGCUUACCCCAACGCCUACAGUGCGGAUGUCCUCGAGUCGAAGGCGCGCGUCAACGCGCUCUGGCAGUCCUUCGCGGUUUCCUCGCAUACCUACAUGACCGCUGAGACGCUGCACACGUUGCUUUUUGGUGCGAAUGCUCACCACAGCGGAGACGCGGCGGGGGUCGCCGUUGGUGCGGCUGGCGGCGCUCGCCGCUUUCACACGGCGGCUUUGAGGGUCAUGUUCGAGAACGGCAUCACGUCUGUGCAGGCGUGUCCACUGGAUGGCCCAGAGACACCCGCCAUCGAAGAGGCGCUGCAGCGGGCGGACCUGCCAGCAGUGAAAAUUCUGCUAGGCCUAGGCGCCGCAUCGCUGCGAGACACCUACCGGAACGGUAGCGCAACGCUGCAGUCGUGUGCGGAGAAGUUAUUUAAUCCGGCCGAGAUGGACGUCCUUCGCUUUGUGGCAUGCAAGAACAAGCAGGUGACGCGGUCUGACCCGCGGCUGCAUUUCGGCGCCCGUCGCUUCGGCAGCGCCGCGACGAACUCGUGA